GCGGCGGCGUUUCCUGGUGACCGAGGCGGGGCGCCGAGGCGAUGGGCAGCCGAGAGGUGCUGGGCCAAGCGGCCCGGCUGGCCUCCUCCGGUCUGCUCCUACAGGUGUUGUUUCGAUUGAUCACCUUUAUCUUGAAUGCAUUCAUUCUUCGCUUCCUGUCAAAGGAAAUCGUUGGCAUAGUGAAUGUGAGGCUAACACUGCUUUACUCGACCACCAUCUUCCUGGCCAGAGAGGCCUUCCGUAGAGCAUGUCUGAGUGGGGAUGCCCAGCGAGACUGGAGCCAGACCUUCAACCUCCUGUGGCUAACAGUCCCCCUGGGUAUGUUUUGGUCCUUGCUCCUGGGCUGGGUGUGGUUACAGUUGCUGGAAGUGCCUGAUCCUCAUGCCGUCCCCCACUAUGGAAGUGGAGUGGUGUUGUUCGGUCUUUCAGCUGUGGUGGAGCUUCUGGGAGAACCCUUCUGGGUCUUGGCACAAGCACAGAUGUUUGUCAAGCUCAAGGUGAUUGCCGAGAGCCUGUCAGUCAUCCUCAAGAGUGUCCUGACAGCUUUUCUUGUGCUAUGGUCGCCUCACUGGGGGCUAUACAUUUUCUCUUUGGCCCAGCUUUUUUAUACUGCAGUUCUGGUGCUCUGCUAUGCUAUUUAUUUCACAAAGUUAUUGGGCUCCUCAGAAUCAACCAAGCAACAGACUCUUCCUGUCUCCAGAAUGACAGAUCUGUUACCCAGUAUUACAGGAAGUAGAGCUUUUGUAAAUUGGAAAGAGGCUAAACUGACUUGGAGUUUUUUCAAACAGUCUUUCUUGAAGCAGAUUUUGACAGAAGGCGAGCGAUAUGUAAUGACCUUUUUGAACGUGUUAAAUUUUGGCGAUCAGGGUGUGUACGAUAUAGUGAAUAAUCUCGGCUCCCUUGUGGCAAGAUUAAUUUUCCAGCCGAUAGAGGAGAGUUUUUACAUAUUUUUCGCCAAGGUGCUGGAGAGAGGAAAGGAUGCCACCCUUCAGAAGCAGGAGGACAUGGCUGUGGCCGCCACGGUGUUGGAGUCACUGCUCAAGCUGGCCCUGCUGGCCGGCCUGACCAUCACCAUCUUCGGCUUUGCCUAUUCUCAGCUGGCUUUGGAUCUCUAUGGAGGGGUCAUGCUUAGCUCUGGAUCAGGUCCUGUUUUGCUGCGUUCCUACUGUGUCUACGUCCUCCUGCUUGCCGUCAACGGAGUGACCGAGUGCUUCACGUUUGCUGCCAUGAGCAAAGAGGAGGUCGACAGGUACAGUUUCACAAUGCUGGCCCUGUCCUCUUCAUUCCUGAUGUUAGCCUACCUCCUGACCCAGUGGUGUGGCAGUGUGGGUUUCAUCUUGGCCAACUGCUUUAACAUGGGCAUUCGGAUCACACAGAGCCUUUGCUUCAUCUACCGCUACUACCGGAAGAGCCCUCACAGGCCCCUGGCAGGCCUGCACCUGUCACCAGCCCUCCUCGGAGCAUUCGCCCUCAGUGGUGGGAUUACUGCUGUUUCUGAGGUGUGGCUCUGCUGUGAGCAGGGCUGGCUGGCCAGGCUGGCGCACGUUGCCGUGGGGGCCCUUUGCUUGGGAAUGACUGUUGGGACAGCGCUCCUCACAGAGACCAAGCUGAUCCACUUUGUUAGGACUCAGUUAGGUGUGUCCAGACUGGCUCACAAAACCUCGUGACUUCAGAGGCAUGGACACCUGUGGCACCCAGACCAGCCGGGGUUUUGUGGGUGCAGAAGGGCCCUAUCAAAGGUCUGCAGUGGAGUAGGACCCACCCAGGCAGGUGACACGUCAGAGAGCCGCCGGACUGAACGCCAUCCGUUCGAAGCCUCCCACGGGAAGGAGCUCCGGUUCUAAGGGAAGACCAAAAAGCUCUUUUAAAAUCGA
This is a messenger RNA of Hyaena hyaena (striped hyena), 1874 nucleotides long. RefSeq names its product RFT1 homolog (gene RFT1). NCBI's taxonomy places the organism in Eukaryota, Metazoa, Chordata, Mammalia, Carnivora, Hyaenidae. The record is from RefSeq and is a predicted model, not a curated record. The coding region runs from base 42 to 1667 and encodes 541 amino acids. Gene Ontology annotation, biological process: glycolipid translocation; dolichol-linked oligosaccharide biosynthetic process. The transcript has 13 exons. Gene Ontology annotation, cellular component: endoplasmic reticulum membrane.